GUGACAGUCACUUCAUUCGAGAAGGGAGUAAAGUCUCGGUCAACAAACUCCCAAGAGACCUCGCCAGCGUUCCUCUCGCUUACGACCAAGCGCUUGUUUCUCAUUCAUGUGGAGCGCGCUUCAGCGUGGAGCUUUCUCCUCGCCAUGAAACUUUUCUUCUCCACGGACCAUGUGCGGAACAGCAUCGUCACGAACGAGGCGGGGCAGGUCCUCUACAAGGUCGUCACGCCGUUCCGGUUCCUCUGGCAGACCGGCUGGAGCACGAUCUGGAAGAUCACGCCGAACGCGGAGCCGGUGACGUACGGCGAGGGGAUUGAUCCUGGCGAGGCGGAGGAGGACGUGGAGCCUGCUGAGGAGGUGGAUGCGGAUGAUGGAGCGGAGGAGGAGCUUUUGGGUGAUGUGGCUGAUGUGGCUGAUAUCCAGGCUGGUGCUGGUGCUGGUGCGGGGGGCCAGGCACGACUUGGGGCACGGCCCGGGCAGCUUGCAAUUGGGCGACGGGUGCCUUCAAGCGCGUCGGUGCCGCGGCCGGUGUCCGUGUCUGUGUCGGAAACGGGGAGGGGCAGUUUGCGAUCGAAGAGUUAUGCUGCGACAUGGGCACGGAGUCGGACGCCUAGUACGCCUGGAGGGUUGUCCCUCGAGGAAGUGGAAGUGUGUUUCGGAGGUGAGGACAGCGAUACGGAGGGCGGGCCUGGGAGCAGUGCUGCGGAUCGUGGUCGCGGAUUACAUUGGGCAAACGAGGUGGACAUGCAGGACAGGUUCGUCCGGCUCGCGACUAUCGAGUGGAAGAAGAUCGCGAGCUCGCGUCUCAGGUGGCUAGGCGAGAAUGGGCUCGGGCAUCGGGAGCUGGAAACGCAUAAAUUUCUGAAUGCUACGAGCGUUACUCAGAGGACUCGGGAGUUCACUGCAUACGACGGACGGAGAUAUUGCUGGAUCUUAGGAGCUUAUGUUUGCAAGCUAUAUUAUGUCAACGAGGGGAAGAAGUCGAAAAAUCUCAUCGCGCGAUACCACAGGUACAAGUCAGCGCUGUUCCAUGGCAAGGAGGCACAGUACGGCUACCUGGACUUCGACGAACGCGAAUACGCGAAGAUAUCCCGUGGGGAAGAGAUCGGUGGGACUCUGCUGGAACAGUUUCUCGUGACGUUCAUCUACGUUGAAAAGCUGAGGAGGGAUCGCGAGAAGGCAGCGCACAGGGAUUUUCGUUGGAAUUUCUGAACACCUCCAGAGUCCUUUCGAAAUUUUGGAAGCACCACUGUGUCCGCUUCGAUAAGUACUGCUAUGUGUAGUAUUGUCCUAUACAUUCAAGCAGAAUUAAUCAAGAGAAUUCAAGUCGGCGAUAUGUCAUGG
Coniophora puteana RWD-64-598 SS2 is the source of this 1344-nucleotide messenger RNA. RefSeq lists its product as uncharacterized. The coding region runs from base 145 to 1212 and encodes 355 amino acids. NCBI's taxonomy places the organism in Eukaryota, Fungi, Basidiomycota, Agaricomycetes, Boletales, Coniophoraceae. The record is from RefSeq and is a predicted model, not a curated record. The transcript has 3 exons.